Molecule: messenger RNA, 2592 nt
Organism: Tarenaya hassleriana
Lineage: Eukaryota; Viridiplantae; Streptophyta; Magnoliopsida; Brassicales; Cleomaceae
Product: homeobox protein HAT3.1
Exons: 10
Coding region: 187-2319 (710 amino acids)
Biological process (GO): regulation of DNA-templated transcription; chromatin organization
Cellular component (GO): nucleus
Molecular function (GO): chromatin binding; DNA binding
Source: RefSeq, a predicted model, not a curated record
UUCCGCUUCCCUCUCGUUCUUCGUCUCCACGACCGCAGGUGAGCCAACCCACCGCUGUGUCUUCACUCAAAUCUCUCUCUCUCUCUCUCUCGGAGUUUUCAAGCUUAAUCUUCUUAACAUUCCGAGGCCGAUCAAGAGGAUUCUGUAUGGUUGCAGCCGUCUGAGGACCCGGCAGAAUCUAGCAAGAUGAGUGAACAAAAUGUUGAUUGUGUACCUCUUAAAACAUCAGAACCAGAGAAUAAUGUGGAGAAUCCUGAUGGUCUGCACCAUGAUGUAAGCAACAAUGGUGUUUCCACUGUGAAUGGAGUUUAUAAGACACGUAAGGGCAAGGCGAUAUCCAUACAUCACGCUAGCGAAGUAGAACCAAACGCAUUUGCUGAGUCUGGAUCCAAGAGUUUUUCCACUAAAAACUCAGGAUCACGUCCUGAAAUUGUCCUGGGCCUUCCUAGCUGUAAACAAUUUGAAACACAGCAUACCAGAAUGUUUAGGAACAUGCGAUUCGAAAAGAAAAGUCAUGCACAGAGAUCUUCUAUGCGAUGCGGGAGUGUUGUGAAAUCUGGAUCACAGGAGAAGGGUAAAGAAGCUGUUUAUUCGGCUGUGGAUGAGAAAAGGAAAAGGAAUAUGAGGAGUAAGAAAGGGAAAGGAAAAGAAGAUGAUGAGUAUACAAGAAUCAGAAGGAAAUUGAGAUACUUAUUAAACCGGAUAAACUAUGAGCAAAGCCUAAUCGAUGCAUAUUCUUCAGAGGGCUGGAAAGGUUUAAGCCUGGAAAAGCUAAGACCAGAGAAGGAGCUUGAACGAGCCACAAAGGAAAUUUUGCGCUGCAAACUUAGAAUAAGAGAACUUUUUCACCAUCUUGGCUCGCUUGCUGCUGAAGGAAAACUUCCAGAGUCUUUAUUUGACUCUGAAGGAGAGAUUGACAGUGAGGAUAUAUUCUGUGCAAAAUGUGGUUCGAAAGAUUUGUCUCGUGCUAAUGAUAUCAUACUCUGUGACGGUGUUUGUGACCGAGGAUUCCAUCAAUUCUGUCUCGAACCACCCUUGCGGAAAGAAGAUAUUCCUCCAGGUGAUGAGGGUUGGUUGUGUCCCGGGUGCGAUUGUAAAGUUGACUGCAUUGACUUGCUAAAUGAAUUGCUCGGGACAGAACAUUCGAUCAAUGACUCUUGGAAGAAAAUAUUUCCCGAGACAGCUGCUGGUGGUGAUCAAAAUCUGAACUUAGGUCUUCCUUCAGAUGAUUCGGAUGACGAUGAUUACGCUCCAGAUGGUCUUGAUGAUGAUGAAAAGGGCGACGACGAUGAUGAUCAUCAUCAUAGUGAUGACAACAAGGAGGCUGAGAGUGAAGAAAGUUCUGAUGAUUCUGAAUUCACAUCUGCAUCUGAUGAAAUGGUUGGUGCAUCUGAAGGUGUUCAGGACAGAAAUCUUUCAACUGAUGACUCUGAGGAUGAAAACUAUGAUCCUGAUGCCCUUAACCGUGAUCCUGAGGAUGAAAAUGAAGAAAGUUCGAGUUCAGACUUCACAUCAGAUUCUGAGGAUCUUGGUGCUCUCCUCACAGGCGAUGGAUCUUGUCAAGAGGAUGAGGUUACAGCUUCUGGGGAACCUAGCAGAGAGAAUUCUCAGCUCCAUGGGAAUAAGGAACAAUCUGUUCAGGUUUCAGAGUCAGACUCUGGCAACGAGGCUGUCAGAGAUGUUCCCCGGAGAAGGAGCACUGAAAGGCUUGACUACAAAAAGUUGUAUGAUGAGGCGUAUGGGCAUGUUCCAUCCUCGUCAAGUGAUGAUGAAGAUUGGGGUAACACAGCAAGAACUACAGACCACGAUUCUGAUUCAGAAGAUGAAACCACCAACUGGAAUGAAGAGGACAACGGGUCUUUGAAACAGUCUUCUCAUGCAAAUCAUACCAGGAAACGAGAACAGAAGUCAAAAAGUGUGAAAAAGAGCGAAACUCAGAUUACAGCAGAAGAAGUUGCUAAUGAAAAUGGCUCUCUUGGCGAAGAAAGCAAGUCUUCAUCGGAUCGAAAACUCAGAACUCUGAGGUUGUCAAAAGCCUUUCAAGAAAAUAGAUAUCCUGAUGUUGCCACAAAAGAGAACCUAGCCCGGGAGCUAGGGAUGACGGUUACACAGGUUAAUAAUUGGUUUAGGAACAGGCGUUCUUCAACGAGCACAGCUUUAAUCAAAAUGGUUUCAAAAGAGGACGUUGUGAAGUUAAGUACAAGUAAAGAAGCUCCGGGUGAGACAUCGUUUACCAGAUUUAGCCAACAUGCAAGCGGAACCAAGUCUGGAGAUGGCAAGAAGGCUCCGAGAUCACGGAAAAGAAGAAGGAAAGCUUGAGAAGGGAUGUCUUGGAAGAGCUCCUCCAAGGGACGAAAGCUGUUGCUUUCACGACAAGAAAGGUACAAGCUCGGAACAUCAGGAUCUACAUAGGUUUUUGUCUGAUGGAAUCAUUGUUUCUUAUGAGUUGGAAAAUUUUGGAUCGUAUCCAGGAUCCAGAAAGGUUGAUGGGGCAUUCUCAUGUUCAGGUCUUUGUCUGGUUACUUGCAUUGCAAGGUUUUGUAACUCCAGGACUUUAUCACACCUGUCUUUUAAGGCUAUUAUUUUCAUCUA